AGUUCUAAAGAAAUGCUCUCCUUUUUUUCUAAUAAAGCUUUCUGCAGAAGACGAACUGUACACAAUAAACAAGAAAUCAGAUAAAACUACUUGAUAAAAAUGACUUCUUGUCAUGUUACUAAAGAUCCUAUAAAAAAGGUUGCUAUCUUUGGAGGAACUCAUGGGAAUGAGUUAACAGGAGUAUUUCUAGUCAAGCACUGGCUGGAGAAUGGCACUGAGAUUCAGAGAACAGGGCUGGAAGUAAAACCAUUUAUUACCAAUCCAAGAGCAGUGAAGAAGUGUACCAGAUAUAUUAACUGUGACCUGAAUCGAGUUUUUGACCCUGAAAAUCUUGGCAAAACAAUGUCAAAGGAUUUGCCAUAUGAAGUGAGAAGGGCUCAAGAAAUAAAACAUUUGUUUGGCCCAAAAGACAAUGAAGAUUCCUAUGACAUUAUUUUUGACCUUCACAACACUACUUCUAACAUGGGAUGCACUCUUAUUCUUGAAGAUUCCAGAAAUGACUUUUUAAUUCAGAUGUUUCAUCAUAUUAAGACUUCUUUGGCUCCAUUACCCUGCUACGUUUAUCUUAUUGAACAUCCUUCCCUCAAGUAUGCAACCACUCGUUCUAUAGCCAAGUAUCCUGUUGCCCCGCGUUGGUGGGUGCCAUGGGCGGCUGCGGACUUCGCCUCCAUUGGCGUGGCUUAUGCGGCAGAGCUGGGCUUAGAUCCUGCGGCCUGCGGGAUGGACGUGCUCCAGAGUCUCCAGAGCCCACGCCUCCGAGACCGCGAGAGAUGGGAAAUGCGUGCGCCCGGUAUGCUGAUGGCUCUGCGCGGUGCUCCCUGA
Messenger RNA from Neogale vison (American mink), 822 nucleotides. RefSeq names its product aspartoacylase-like. The record is from RefSeq and is a predicted model, not a curated record. NCBI's taxonomy places the organism in Eukaryota, Metazoa, Chordata, Mammalia, Carnivora, Mustelidae. The transcript is spliced from 5 exons. The coding region runs from base 100 to 822 and encodes 240 amino acids. Gene Ontology annotation, molecular function: hydrolase activity, acting on ester bonds.